Messenger RNA from Entelurus aequoreus (snake pipefish), 1891 nucleotides. RefSeq names its product MAGUK p55 subfamily member 7-like. Bases 1 to 1773 code for a protein of 590 amino acids. The record is from RefSeq and is a predicted model, not a curated record. Gene Ontology annotation, biological process: protein localization to adherens junction. Gene Ontology annotation, cellular component: plasma membrane; cell-cell junction. NCBI's taxonomy places the organism in Eukaryota, Metazoa, Chordata, Actinopteri, Syngnathiformes, Syngnathidae. The transcript is spliced from 16 exons. Gene Ontology annotation, molecular function: protein binding.
AUGUUGUCAUCAGCAUCCCGAGCGGACCAGGAGGAGCACUACCGCUUCCUCCACAGCAUGUUGAUGGAGAAGAAGCUGCACAUGCUCUUCAAGAUCUACGAGCGACUGCGGCGCUUUGUGAAGCGGGCUCCCGUCCCCGUCGAGGAGCGUGCGAGCAGUCUGGCCUCACAUUUUCUCGAAGACCUGGUCCAACAUGAAUGGAGAGAGGAAGUCAAAGAACUGUCGGCCCUGUUCUCCAAACCUCACUUUAAGAGUCUUCUAUAUGUCCAUGAUGCAGUAGCGCAGAGAGACUACGAGCCAACAUUGCCUCCAAUCCCCGACUGCGUAACGGACGACGAAGACGACUCAGUCAAGAUUGUCAGUCUGGUCAAAACCAAAGAGCCCCUGGGAGCCACAAUUAAACGGGAUGAAUCCACCGGGGCGAUCGUUGUGGCGAGAGUCAUGCGUGGAGGCGCUGCAGACAAGAGCGGCUUGAUCCAUGAAGGAGAUGAGCUGAAAGAGGUGAAUGGAGUCUCACUGGAGCGCAGGAAGCCAAAAGAAAUUAUUCCCCUUUUGGCACGCUCGGAAGGUGACGUCACGUUCACCAUUGUUCCGGCGUCCUCCAAGCAAGAUGUGGCGUCCCAUAAAAAGUUGUUUGUAAGAGCUCUCUUUGACUACGACCCAAAUGAGGAUCCGGCUGUGCCGUGCAAGGAUGCGGCGAUCGCCUUUAAAAGAGGCGACAUCCUGCAGAUUGCCACCAUGGAGGAUGACGCCUGGUGGCAGGCUUGCCCCGUCGGUGGCGACAACACCCGAGCGGGACUCAUCCCCUCACAGCAGCUCCAAGAGAGAAGAGUUGCACUGCAGCGACCCAAAGCCCUGUUCCAGCCCGAGCAAGUCAAAGCAACAGUUUUUCCAGUGGAGGAGGAUGUCGACUACGGUGCUAUAACUGGAAUCCACAUUGCUGGUUUGAGGAAGAGUUUCCGACUGGGCAAGAAGAGCAGUCGGGUGAAAGAAGCAGCUUGUUCUAGAAGGUGGAGCUCAGGGGUUCAUGACUCCAUUUGUCCGCCUACGUACGUGGAGGUCAUCCCGUACCAUAAAGAUCCUAAAGACAGACACCGCCUCGUGGUAUUGGUGGGCCCCAGCGGUGUUGGAGUGAACGAACUGAAGCGAAGGCUCCUGAUCUCAGAUCCGGACCUCUACGGUGUAACUGUACCAUACACCACCCGUGAGAAGAGAAGCCAAGAGACAGAAGGACUGGAUUAUCAUUUUGUAUCGGUCCUCAAAUUCGAGGAGGACAUUCUCAACCACAGGUUUAUAGACUAUGGGAGAUACAGAGGCCACUACUAUGGAACAAGUCUGGACUCAGUUCGCCGGGUGUUGGCCGAGGGCAAAGUGUGCCUCCUGGACCUGAACCCUAGUAAGCUGAAGCGCAUCUACACGUUUGAAUUCAAGCCGUACGUGGUUUUUGUGAAGCCGCCGCGGGCGGAGGAGUUGCGCCUCAGCAGGAGGAGAGCCAAAACCCUCAGCGAUGAAGAGGACUCGAACCAAGUCAGGAUGUUCUCAGAGGAAGAUUUUGAGGACAUGAUUCAUUCGGCCCAAACCAUGGAAGCCCAGCACGGCCACAUGUUUGACGAGGUGAUCGUUAACGGGGACAUCGCCACGGCCUUCAGGGAGCUCAAGGCGGACCUCCGGCGUGUGGAAGAGGCGGAGGUGCGCUGGAUUCCUGCAGAGUGGCUUCGCCUCUCACCGGUCAUGGCGAGGAGGAGUUGUGGACUUCUGGCCGGAUGGAUUUGAACUUUACAUGGACGCCGCAGAAAAAUGGUGUAUUUCAACAUCGCCGCUUUUUGGAGGAUUUAAAAAAAAAAUUAUUUCAUUUAAUUUAUUUUUUUUAUGACAUUGGUUAUUUCUAUAA